AGAUGCUAAAUAUUCAAACCGUCCCAAUCUGCAGAAAAAAAUCCAUCGGAAUUUCUUUUUGGAAUCACUCAAACAGUGGCUACAGUGUCGGACUGCGGUAGUCUCGGAAUUUAAUAUCGGAAUUUCACUGAAGUGGAAUAUUUUUGCAGUUUUUUUAACGUCGUAUUUCAUAUUGGUUGUUGAUAACGAACAACAGCAGAAUCUUGUUUUUGGUCGACUGAGCAAGGAGCUGUGCGAAGCACGACAAAUAUACACAGUCGAUCAUCGCUCAACAAUCGGUAUGGCGAAAGAGAAGGACUGGCACUCCAGCAAGAGGAUCCACAAACGGACGGCGUACCUGCUUGACCAUCCUGACUCUGAGAUUCCGAGCGAUAUCACCUUCGUGGUGGGGGAUGGAUGCAGCGAACCCAAGAAGACCUUCAAAUGCCACAAAUUCAUCUUGGCGCUGGUUAGUUCCGUGUUCCAAGCUAUGUUUUAUGGGAAUUUCGAGCAAGUCGAAGUCAUUGAAUUACCCGAUAUUUCGCCAUUGGCUUUCGACUAUAUGCUGCAGUAUGCAUAUGCUGAUGAUUGGACUUUCGCGGACUCGGAGCCUUUAGCCAACGUCAUGCAAACGUUGUAUUGCGCCAAGAAGUAUCUGAUCAGAAAAUUGAUGCGUGCGUGUCGUGAUCAUGUCCAGUCUCAUGUUAAUUAUUCGGAUGCAGCUGAUGUAAUGCAACAGGCACGCCUUUUGGGAGAGGAUGAUCUCGCAGAAAUUGCUCUGGAAGAGAUCCGUCGGUGUACAUCUCUUUUCUUGGAUACAGAGGAAUUUCUAUCUCUUCCUUUGGACUCAGUAAAAGAAAUUCUGGAUCAAAAUAACUUGGAUGCUUCUGAGCCGAAAAUUUAUCAAAGUGUUUGCCGGUGGAUCAAACAUAACGUCCCAUCUGAAACCACUACGCUGCGUGAGCGUUUUGGUUCAUUAUUUCGUUUGAUCCGUUUUCCGGCGUUCACUCCUGUGGAAUUAUCGGAUGGCCCAAUAAAGGAUGGCUUGUUGACGACCGAUGAAGUGUACAAUUUAUUCCAGUACUAUUUUGCAACGCCAAAACCGGCCGUGCCUUUUCUGACAACGCCACGUAAGGCUCCGGCUGAAGGAGGCGUUUUGCAGUUUACAUUGGACAUCCCACGCACUGAUAGGGACGCCCUUGCUCAUGAGACUUUCAAUGACCAUAUUGCAAUUAACCUGCGUCCCGAUCUGGCUCCUGAAUGUGUUGCAUUCUUAGAGGAGAUCGUUGGCGGCAAUUAUGCUCUGGAGUUUAGGGAAUAUCCCAAUGAGCACAGCAAGGAGUGCACGCGUAUUCCCCCGGUGGUGGUCCAAGAACGGAAUCCCUUCUCGCAUACCAUUGAGGGAGCUUGCUGGUUGGAAUGGACAAUCAAAGGCGGAAAGGUGUGCAACUUAAAUAUCGCAGCAUGGAGGGAGCCCACCGCUUACCAUAGUGCGGUUUUUGGUUUCGUUGACAAUAAAGACGCCGUGGAUAUAUUUACGGGCUUUGAUCUAUGGGACAACUUCUGUCCUGGAGGUCGCGCAAUAAAUUUCUUUUUGAGUGAUUUUUGAUUAUACAAAAUGCGCAUACUAAUAGUUUGUUAAUUUUUCUAAAACAGAAACAGAAAAUUUGUUCGUUUCUUUAUCGAUUACUUACUCUGUCUCGUCUGUAUACAGUUUUCGCUCUUUUCAGUAUGUACCGCCUUGUAAAUGCGUUUGAUUAUCGUUGGGAAGAACACUUCUGAAAAAGGGGUGCAAAGAAGU
Messenger RNA from Paramacrobiotus metropolitanus, 1780 nucleotides. RefSeq names its product BTB/POZ domain-containing protein 2-like. Bases 281 to 1588 code for a protein of 435 amino acids. Gene Ontology annotation, biological process: neurogenesis. The transcript is spliced from 8 exons. Gene Ontology annotation, molecular function: protein binding. The record is from RefSeq and is a predicted model, not a curated record. NCBI's taxonomy places the organism in Eukaryota, Metazoa, Tardigrada, Eutardigrada, Parachela, Macrobiotidae. Gene Ontology annotation, cellular component: cytosol.